GGGACACUUCCGGUGGGGGCGGUGGCUGCGUGACGGGCAGGGCAGGGAGAAACUCAGGUCACCAAGGAGACCGGCUUGGAUAGCUCUUCAGACACCGGGAAGUGUGCGUAUGUGUGUGUAUCCAUUCUUUGCCCGGAGAUGUCUGCUCUUUCCAAUUAUGCCUUGCGGAUGGCCCGCCUGAGUGCCCGGAUAUUUGGAGAAGUUGUCAGGCCAACAGACAAUAAGUCCAUGAAAGUAGUGAAGCUGUUCAGCGAGCAGCCUCUUGCCAAACGGAAGGAGGUCUACGAUUGGUAUCCCCCUCACAACACCUACUUCGCCCUCAUGAGGAAACUCCGCUUCUUUGGCCUCUACAGAGAUGAACAUCAAGAUUUUAAGGAAGAGAUGAGGCGGCUGAAGAAGCUCCGUGGUAAAGGAAAACCCAAGAAAGGAGAAGGAAAAAGAGCUACCAAGAAGAAAUAGUGCUGUUUUGGAACUGCAACAGAUUACUUUGGAAAUGUCAGAGCAAAAGCAGCCCUAUCCCUUUCUUCCCAGCCAGAGAUGGAUUUGCAUGCAGCUGAGUUCAUGGCUGGAGUGGGGAUUGGGUGUAAGCAGUCUGCCAGAUAUUAAACUUUGAAUUGAACUCUCUUUUUACUAGGCCUCUUUGAGUGCUCAGGUUUUUGGGGGAUGACUGUUUUUUCACCAGUGACUGUGUAUAUGGGAAUAAUUCAGUAUGUUCCAGCACCCAUGAUGAUGAUGAUUUGGGUUUCAGUUGCUAUGAGAGCCCUUUUCUACCUGAAGCAGCAAUAAAAACCCAUCUACAUUUUUGGUGUUCACCUCUGCUGCUUUCAGUCCUUGUUUAACUUUUCACUUUCACCAAAAUACUACAUUUUCUACCUUCUUUCAUUCAUUUAAGUAUGUCUAAUCUGCUUAUAUUGAUCCCAGUGCUGUUUGAUUCAGUCUCAGUAAGAAUGAUGCCUUCUGCUACUAUGUAGCCUGGAACAUCAGUUUAUAAUGUAUAAAGCUUUACCUGCCCUACCCUU
This is a messenger RNA of Chelonoidis abingdonii (Abingdon island giant tortoise), 1019 nucleotides long. RefSeq names its product mitochondrial ribosomal protein S33 (gene MRPS33). NCBI's taxonomy places the organism in Eukaryota, Metazoa, Chordata, Testudines, Testudinidae. Gene Ontology annotation, cellular component: mitochondrion. The record is from RefSeq and is a predicted model, not a curated record.